GGAUUUUUUGUUCGGUGAUUUUUAUCACGUUUUAAAAUAUUCUGUGUAGUCUAGUCAACAACUCUAGUGAUAUAAAAUGAAAAAGUGUUUUGUGUAUUUGUUCAUUAAUGCUUGUUUUUUUAACGUGUACAAUGCCACAAUUUUGGACCUCAACGAAUACCUUAACCAAAAAGGCAAUUAUCUUCAAGAGAUGAUUAAUAAAAAAAACCACUUACAGCAUAAAAGAGAUUCUAAUUUUGUUAUGGUAAAAAACAUUCCAGAAGGCAUCUACCCAGAAUUAACUGACUAUAUUAAAAUAUUUUCAUUGUUUAAUACCACGCAUAUUCUUACUAAAAAUGGCGUCUAUGAAAUAAUUAAUAAUUCGAUCAUUUCACGGCAAGAUAUGGGUAGAUUGAAAAAAAUAUCAGAAAAUAAAUUUAUAACAUUUUUCAAGAGUGUUAUAUUUAAUAGUACUAGCUUUAUAGUAUUUAAUUCAGAAGUUACUGGAGACUCGUAUAUUUACCAAUUAAUAAAUGGUAGCUAUAAUUUGAUACAAAACAUAAAGUCACCUUAUGCUAGAGAUGCUCAUUUUUUUAUUAACAACAAUAAUCUAUAUUUGAUAAUGGUAAACAACAAAGGAGACAGCAUGGCAGAAUCAUCGAUAUGUAAGUGGCUAGGGUUUCAUUUUGAUGAAAUUCAAACAGUUUUUACGACUGAAGCAAUAAAAGUUGGAUCUUUUACUACUCGUACUGCAGAAAUUAUUAUAAUUUUACAAGAUAUACCUAACAAAGCCUUAUCCUCAGCAGUGUUUAAAUUUAAUAAUGAUGAAAUUAAAAAGAUACAGCUAUUAAAAACUUAUCAUGGUGUACAUUUAGAUACAUACACGAGCAAAAAUAAAAAAUAUCUAAUAAUUUUUAACCGAAUUGGAAACAACGUUAUAUAUGAAUGGAAUGAUUAUCAAUUCACAGUUCGAAGCAAAUUUCAAACAAAAGAAAUGGUUCAUAAUUCUCAAAUUUUUAUACUUAAUGGUACUCCGUUUCUUGGAAUUUCUUUUUCAAACAAAUUGCAGAUAUAUAAUCUAAUUUAUGGAAAAAUUAAAUUAGAAAAUGAAAUACAGAAUCCGUCAAAAUUAACUAAAUUGUUAGACUUUCAUGUAGACAAAAAUGGAACUACUUAUAUUAUUGAGUCUGAUGAGAAAAAUAUUAUUAAAAUAAUAGUUUUUUCCUUAAAAUAUAAUUUUACUAACACAGAACAAAAUUUGGCAGAUAGAGACAUACUAAGGGAAUGUUUUAAGGCUUUAGAAAUCAAAGUAGAUAGCGCAAACAAAAAAUUAGUUGGACUAAAAAAGAAAUUAUCUGAAAACGCUAGAUUCCGGAGGGAAGUAAUACUAAAAGUUGAAAAUCUAAAACAGGAAAGUGACAUAGAAAAUCAAAUACACAUUCUUAAAAAUAAAUUUGCUGAAAUAAACUCAACUGUGGACAACUAUAAAUUCCCCAUUGAAAAUAAUAUUGUUAUUAAUGGUAAAGUGAAUUUCAAAGGAGGUGUUAAUUCUAAAAAAAUCACCGGAAGCAACAUUGUGAUCAAAGAAAUAAAUGGACAAAAAUGGGUACCUGAACAGUGGCUUAGAUAUACUGAACCGCAAACCAUAUCUGGUUUCUCUAAAGUUAAAACAAUAACUGCCAGUGAAGUAGAAACAUCUUCAACUGAUCCAUUAUUUAAAGAUUUGCUGCUGAAAAAUAUGGACCAAACCAUCAAUGGUUCCGUAUCUAUAGAAUCUCUUACUGUGUCAAAACUUUAUGUAAAAAAGGUCAACGGUAUUCCUAUGGAAGAAGUAUACUACAAAAAUAAACCUCAACAAAUCAAAGGAGUCAAAACUUUCAAAUAUCUCAAUGCCGACGAAUUCAAUUUGACUUCCAUAAAUAAGGAUAAUCCCGAUGAGAUAAUAUCUUCUGUACUAUCUUCACCAAAUUUGGAUUUGGAUUCGAACAUAACUGUAGAAAACUUAGAGGUUGAGACCAUUAAUGGAAUUCCUUGGAAUCAAUUAAAAGAAAAUGUGUUUAGAAUUAAUAUCACCAAGGAAAUUACAGGACCGAUAACUUUUAAAAAAAUAAUAACAAAACAACUAACUGCUAAGAAAAUCAAAGAUAUUGAUGCGAGCAAUCUUUUAACGAAGACAACAGAUCAAAUUAUUGAAUCAAACAUGGAAUUUGAAAAUAUUUUUACCAAUGAAUUAAAGUUAGAAACUGUAAAUGGUAUAAAAAUUCCACAAGAUGUGGUUUUCGCUAACGAAAAUACCACCAUUCAAGGGCAUAUUAAAAUUGAUAAACUCAAAGUCUUGAAUAAUGUAACUCUUUCUGGUAAGUUUGAUGAUUCCUUCUUUUUGAAAGAUGGUGGACAUAUUAUGGGAACAAAAAUGUCGGAUUUAUUACAAAUAUAUUCUGGAAAAAUAACUAUUAACGGAAACUUAUAUCUUUCAAACUUGAAGCUAUUACCAAAUGCAAAACUAAUUGUUUCUGGAAUUGAGGUUAAUCCAAAUUUUACAAAAAUUUAUUGGACAAAAAACACACAUCAGAUAAUUUCUGUACCUGUGAAUUUUUUACAAGGCAUUGUAACUCCGCAUUUGCUGACUAAAGUUUUAAAUAAUGUUAGAAUAGAUCAAUAUAUGUUGAAUAAUAAUGAAAGAAGUUUGGAAACUGACUUUAAAUUUGAAAAUGUUACUAUUAAAGGAAAUGUCAUUCUGAGUGAUGCUGCGCAUCACAGACCUGACUUUAAUAAAUUGUUAAAAGAAGCUGUACAAACCACUGGAAACUAUGUGAUUCAUGGUAAAAAAACCUAUUUAAAAACACUAAAAGCUGAAAAUUUACAAACACUACAUUUAGACGGUGUUAAUGUAGAUGAAGCUUUGAAUAAGAAGUGGCCCAAAAAGGUUACAGGUAUCAAGACUUUCAAAAAUAUGCUAGUUAAAAACGAUGCAGAUAUCGCUAUAAAUGAGGUCGAAUACAUUAAUGGUAAUUCUGUAGAGAACUUUUUAUCAAAAGUAAUUUUUAUCGAUCGCCCUACAAACAUUACCCAUUUAGAUUUCGAAAAUAUUAUAGUUAAUAAUCUACAUGUAAAUGAAUUAAAUGAUCAUAGUUUAGAAGAAUAUACAUCUUUAACAAAAAAUUUACUGUCCGCAAAAGUUAUAAAUAAUUUAACAAUAAAAGGAAACGCUACUAUCGACCAUAUCAAAAAUAUAGCGUUUUUAAAUGAUAUAGCAUUUUCAGAACUACCUAAAAAUAGACCCGAAGCUGGAAAACACGGAAUCUCAAAUGAAGUUGAAUUUACUGGAAAAAUUAAAGUGAAAAACUUUAUUGCAGAUCAUAUAAAUGACAUAAGUUUGAGAAACCUUACUAGAAGGGUUCUAAAUCGCCAAUAUCCGCAAACUAUUUCAGCUUCUUAUACUGUCUCUAAUCUGAAAGCAGGUAAUAUAUUCACCAAAAAAAUAAACAAUGUACCUAUUGAAAAUAUAAUAGAUACUCAUACUACUUCACCUCAAAAAAUACUUUCACCGAAUGGAUCAGUAUCGCUAUCAAAUAUUGCAAUUAUGAGAAAUUUGGAAGCAGCACAGUUAAAACCAUGUGGAUUAGACACAAUCCAUAUCGAAUUAACUGAUCCGCCAACACAAAAAUGGACGGACAUUUUAAUAAAAGGCAACGUUACUGUACUGGAUGAAGAAUCGUUUUUAUAUAGAUUAUUUGAAAAAACGGUGAAACUCAAUACCAGAAAUAUCAUACAUUGUGAUGUUAAUAUUUCGUCACGUGCUUCGAUGAAAAAUUUGCAUACAAAUAAUCUCAUUAAUAACGUCCAUAUUCCUCAUUUAUUGGAAGAUGCAGUUCUUACGAAAUCAGAUGGAGAACAGAAAAUAACGGGCGAAAAAUGGUUUACAACUUUACGAACAAGAGUUUCCGAUAUUUUGGGUGAUACAAACGUAGAUUUUUUAAAUGAAGAAAAUGUUACUGCCCUCGACAAUGAUAUCAUUGAUAAAAAUGGAGAUAAUGUUAUUAGAGGGAAGAAAAUAUUUUACAGAGGGUUACAAACAAAAAAAUUUCAUAGUAAAACUGUUUGUGGUGUAAAUCCAGAUGAUAUUGUGAAUUUGGAUCAACCUAAACUUAUUCCAGAAGCUGUGUUUGAUACCCUUGAUGUAAAGGGUGACUUGAAUAUAAAAAUGUACAACAAACAAGAUUUUACUGGUUUUAUAGAAAAGAGAUUACUCAUAAAUGGAUUUAAAAACCAGGUUGCUACAGGCAUAUACUAUUUUGAUAAUGUUGAAGUUCAAAAUUUUACAACACCUUAUAUCAAUAAUAUGAAAGUUGAAGAUAUCGUUUUUGAUGAAGGUACUCAAAAUAUUACUAGUGUGAAAUAUUUUAAACACCCUGUAAAUGUAUACGGAAAUAUUUCUGUAAAUAUUAUCAAUGGUGUAAAUAUCACUUAUGAAUUUUUAAAUUCAAUACCUUUUGAGGGUUCUGUUGAAAUAGAUGGCAAUAUUGUUCUAUUAAAAUCUUCUAACAUAAAUGGUUCAUUAACUACAAACUCAAUAAAUGGUUUUCCCGUAACUUCAAUCAAAGAAUUAUUAUCUUCUAAUACUACUCUAAUUGAAAGUGAAGAAAUUUAUUAUUUAAAGGAACAAUUAAUCGAAAAAAUUAAUGAAAAUCUACCGAUCGUACAAAGUUUACCAACUGACUUUAUGUACCUCGAAAAUUCCAAUUCAUUACAAAUAACUCUUCCUAAUACUGUAAGUGGAUCUACCAUCACCUCUAAUGGCUACGUUUUGCUCCACAUCAAUGGACACGAAUCUGGUACUCACUGUGGCUUACCUAGCAACUGCUCCUGUCCUGUACAAUAUACUAUUGAAAUAUCUCCACAAAACUCUAUUAACAAAUUUCCGCAUAAAGGAUUUCAAAGAAUUUUCAGUUACGAUGAUGACUCUAUGACUGUUAAUUUCAUGACCAACAGUGUUAGCAGGAGUUCUACUUGCAGGACAACUCACUCGAAAGUAUACAACGAAAUAUCUAUGAUGACUUGGAAUACAAAAAGUCAAGAUAAUACAAUAGGCCAGUUUCACCAGUACGACAAAUUUUUAAGUGGUUACGUAAGCAAAGUUGAUUUCUUCACACUUAAUGGCAAAACAUAUGCAGUCGUGGGGCGGUACUAUGAUCCUGUGACAGAUAAAUACGAAUUAGAUUGCAGUGUACUAAGAUUUAAUGAUAAUAAGACUCGUGUACUUGAAAUUCAAAUUAUACCUACCAAGGGAGUAGAAGAAGUUUACUUAUUACCAACAGCCCAAGGAGUAGUACUAAUACUUGGAAACAAAAUGCCAUUAGAUUUUCAUCAUAAACAAGAAGAAACUCAAAUAUUUAGGUUCAAUCCAGAAAAAGAGCAGUUCUCUCUUUUACGGACGAUACCAACAUUCGGAUGUUCGAGUGCUGCUGGCGUUGUACACGGAUCUGAUAGUUUAAUAGCUCUAGCACAUAAAGAAGCUCCUGUACAAGUUCUCAAAUACUAUCCGGAGUUUGACAAUUAUUAUUUCUAUCAGAGCUUCGAGUUAGAUCAACCUGUUAUUGGUAUUUCAUCGUUUUAUGUAGGAGAUUUUGGCAUAAGUGACGCCUAUUUAGGUUUAGUUACAUCCCAAGAAAAGUAUUAUAUAUAUGCUUACCAAUUUUUAGAGGGAUUUAAAUUAAAAUCUACAGGAAAACUAGAUGGUUUGACAAAUUUGGUAUCGUUUAAAUUAAACAUGCAAACAUAUGUGUUUGCAUCUUCUGCGCAGUACAGUUCCUUAUUAAGGAUCGUAAAAAAUGGAUCUUGUUAAUG
Psylliodes chrysocephalus is the source of this 5826-nucleotide messenger RNA. The record is from the annotation of a GenBank genome assembly. Lineage: Eukaryota; Metazoa; Arthropoda; Insecta; Coleoptera; Chrysomelidae.